Messenger RNA from Cuscuta epithymum, 1955 nucleotides. Lineage: Eukaryota; Viridiplantae; Streptophyta; Magnoliopsida; Solanales; Convolvulaceae. The record is from the annotation of a GenBank genome assembly.
GUCAUUUCUGCUAUAAGUCAGCACCAGGGUUAAGGUGCAAGCUGUUCGGCUUAUUUCCGAUAUUUGUUCGUAGUUUCCUGAUCCGCAAGGCAUCACCUCUUGCUGCCUGCUGCCUUGUAGGCCCAAGGCUGAUGUAACUUGUUCGUGUUAUCAUCCGUGUUCUUCCUGAUCCGCAAGGCAAUCACCUCUUGCUGCCUUGUAGGCCCAAGGCUGAUGUAACUUGUUCGUGUUAUCAUCCGUGUUCUUUCUUAUCCGCAAGGCAAUCACCUCUUGCUGCAAGACAGUUUCACAAUUUGUGUAGUGUCUGCCAUCUUCCAAGCCCAUAAUUCCGAUGCAUACCGUCGGUUUUACCGUCCGGGGUCAUCCAUAUCAUGAGGUUGAGAUGUCCAUCCUGGACCAUUGAAAAUAAGGCUCCCAAUUCGGGUCUCCCCCUUAUUCUCUGCCAAAAUGGAGACUCGCCUCUUGGUUACAGCUCGGGUUCCACCACAAUAAGGUUCGGGCGAGCUGCAUGGCCAAGGCAAGAUUUUAAGACCAGAGUCCCGAUCCCCCGCUCGGUCACCCUAUGACUUCGGAUGCCGCCCGGUUCGUCCUACUCAAGAUCUUUUACACCAUCUCCCAAGCUGAGUCCGGGCUUGGUUAACCUGCAUAUUUUUUUUUUUUUUUUUUUUUUUGUGCUGAGAUGGUGGCUCCCCAUGGAUCGAGACAAGUGGUAUCUAUCGAUCGAGGUGAGACUUUAUGGAAUGUGAAGAUGCCUCCUAAGCAAAUAAUGUCGUGCUGUGGGGCUGAUCAUGAUAUGAGGAACAUGAAUAAUCCAAGGGUCUUGCGAGCGCCCUCUGCUCAAGGACAAUGGCAGCAACUGCGGCAGCGGUCCACAAAAUGUAGCCAUGCUGAAAGUCAAGCAACGGUCCUCAUCCGCGCAGUGCGGGGACGAGGCCGGUCUUCAAAUAUGAUAAUGGCACCGUACCAGAGGGUCGGUGGCCAUGUAAUGAGGUCGCCACUGGGGGCUGAUCGGAACAGAACUAGCAACGGUCCUUAUCUGCACGAUGCGGGGACAAGGCCGGUCUUCAAAUAUGAUAAGGGCACCGUACCAAAGGGUCGGUGGCCAUGUAAUGAUGUCGGCGCUGGGGGCCGAUCAGAAACAAAUAAUCAACGGUCCUCAUCCGUGAGGAGCAGAAAUGAGGCCGGUCUUCCAAAUGAUCACCAUGCCGAGCCAGAAGAGUCGGUUGUGGUGAGAGGAAAGUCGGCGCUGGGAGGCCGAUCUGUAAAUCCGAGGGUCUUACAGGCGCCCUCAGCCCAUAAUGUUGCUCUAGGUGCCGAACGGCGAAGGCCGGAUUGCCAGUCAGGUAGCGUAAUCUGAAAGCUCGUGUAUCGUAUAGUCCAUAGAACUUCCCUUCAUGUGUUGUGACAUCUAUACAUUUGUAGUCUCUUCUUUUCUCAAUUGUCCAUGAUUCCUUCUACACACUAGUAACCUCACUCUCUCUCUCACUUUUUUUUUUUUUUCCUUUCCUUUUUUUUUUUUUCAUUCCUUUUUUUUUUCUUUCCUCUUUUUUUUUUUUCCUCUUUUUUUUUCCUUGCGUUUCCCGAUCUUCCUGUCCGGUCUGACCGAACGGCUCUAAAUGUAAAUGUUCCUUCUUUUUGUUGCCAAUCAUGAGCGUCUCUGCGCGUCACGUCGAACGUCAUGAACAUCUCUGUGCAUCAUGAACGUCUUUGAAUAAAUGUGAUUCUUUUCUUGUUGCCGGGCAUGAACGUCUACGCGCUUCAUGCCGAAUCGUCAUGAACAUCUACGUGCAUCAUGACCUCCCGUUCGAGAAUAUCUCAAGAAUCUCACUGCACAGUAAGCAUGGUAAUACGGCCGAACGGCCGGACAACAUAUACAAGUAUAUACAAUUACUCAUGUAUAACAUUUCCCUUUUAUUUUUUAUUUUUCAUCCAUGACUAUCGGCCGAAGCGGUAAU